AUGUCUGGUCGGGCGGCUGUGCGUCGAACAGUUUAUUCAUGUGUCCCAUGUUCAAAAUAUCGGGCCAGCACUCCUAAACCUUUUAUGGCGGACUUACCUGCUUCUCGAGUCACCGCAAAUCGGCCAUUUUAUAACGUGGGUAUGGACUAUGGAGGUCCAUUCAUUGUGAAGGAAAGCCGCCGGCGUGGAGCACGGACUCAAAAGGCGUACUUGGCAUUGUUCAUAUGCAUGGCUGUGAAGGCGGUACACUUAGAGAUCGUAACUGACCUAUCAACGGAAUCAUUCCUCGCGGCUUUGGACCGAUUUACCUCGCGCCGCGGAGUUCCAGCCAAUAUUUACUCGGAUUGUGGCACAAAUUAUGUAGGUGCCGCAAAGCAGAUUAAAACCCUGCUUGAAACGAACAACGCUCGACAAGCUAUAUCUUCUAAGAUUCAGUGCGAAUGGCAUUUUAACCCACCGGCCGCGCCCCAUUUUGGUGGCCUAUGGGAGGCUGCAAUCAAGAGCACUAAAAUCCACUUAAAGAAGGUCGUUGGAACACAAAUAUACACAGUGGAAGAAUUGACAACACUAGCAGUCAGAAUUGAGGGUGUUCUAAAUUCUCGACCACUACAACCGCUGUCGAGCGACCCGAAUGAUUUAGAAGCCCUUACCCCGGGACAUUUUCUGAUUGGACAGCCACUCUUAGCUAUUCCCGAGGAAAAUGUCUUGGAUGUCGCCACCAACCGGCUAAGACGAUGGGAACUGAUUCGUCAGGCGCUCCAGUCAUUUUGGCGUCGUUGGAGCCAUGAAUAUUUACAAACUCUGCAAGGACGAAAAAAGUGGUUUCGACAAGCGGAGAACCUGGCUGUAGGAGACUUAGUAGCAAUUCAUACACCCAAUCAUCCACCGAUGUCGUGGCAACUCGGACGUAUCAUUGAAGUUCAUCCAGGUCCAGACAAUGUCAUCCGCGUCGCAACCAUUCGAACAACCGACGGUAUUCUCAAGCGACCGGUUGUCAAGGUUACCAAGCUACCUGUAUAA
Messenger RNA from Acyrthosiphon pisum (pea aphid), 1020 nucleotides. RefSeq lists its product as uncharacterized. The record is from RefSeq and is a predicted model, not a curated record. Lineage: Eukaryota; Metazoa; Arthropoda; Insecta; Hemiptera; Aphididae. Gene Ontology annotation, molecular function: nucleic acid binding. Gene Ontology annotation, biological process: DNA integration. The transcript has a single exon. Bases 1 to 1020 code for a protein of 339 amino acids.